Molecule: messenger RNA, 1121 nt
Organism: Oncorhynchus nerka (sockeye salmon)
Lineage: Eukaryota; Metazoa; Chordata; Actinopteri; Salmoniformes; Salmonidae
Gene: pir
Product: pirin
Exons: 9
Coding region: 1-873 (290 amino acids)
Biological process (GO): monocyte differentiation
Cellular component (GO): nucleus
Molecular function (GO): quercetin 2,3-dioxygenase activity
Source: RefSeq, a predicted model, not a curated record
AUGAGGAUAAGAAGAGUUGUGAAGACGGUGUUGAGUGUGGAGCAGGUAGAAGGUGUGGGAGCCCAUGUCCGCAGAAGCAUAGGAAGAAAGGAGCUGAUUAACCUGGAUCCUUUCUUGAUGUUGGAUGAGUUCAAAGUCAAAAAGCCAUCUGGCUUCCCUGAUCACCCCCACAGAGGCUUUGAGACCGUGACCUACGUUUUGAAAGGCGUUUCAGCUCAUGAGGAUUUCUGUGGCCACUCUGGACUACUGAAACCAGGGGAUUUACAGUGGAUGACGGCAGGCCGAGGGGUGGUCCAUGCAGAGAUGCCUGUGUCUGAGGAGCCCGUCCAGGGCCUGCAGCUGUGGGUCAACCUGAGGAGGGAGGACAAGAUGGUGGAGCCCCAGUACCAGGAACUGAAGGACAGCCAGGUCCCCAAGCCCAGCAGGGAGGGGGUCACUGUGGCCGUCAUCUCUGGACAGGCCCUGGGGGUACAGUCAAAAAUCUUCACCAGGACUCCAACACUGUAUCUGGACUUCAAGCUGGAUGUAGGAGCCAAGCAUGUACAACCAGUUCCUUCAGGAUGGACCUCGUUUAUCUACACACUGUCAGGAUCUGUCUGUGUUGGUCCAGAUGCAGAGCAACGGAAAGUGGAGCCACAUCACACCAUAGUGUUUCAUGAUGGAGACUGCAUAGCCGUAGAAAACAAGACAUCAGAGGUUUGCCAUUUUGUCUUGAUUGCGGGACAGCCGAUCAAUGAGCCGGUGGUCCAACAUGGUCCGUUUGUGAUGAACACGGAAGAGGAGAUCAACCAGGCAGUCAGAGACUACAGGACAGGGACCAAUGGGUUCGAGAGGGCUACGGCUUGGAGGUCUAAGAUCAGGGAUUCCUUCUAAGGAUCGGCAGACAUCUUCUAAUCAUGUUAUAGGUCUUGUUAUGGUCAUGUGACCCAAGUGUAUUUUAAUCAUGAACCAGCUUGAUGUGUUGUUUGUCUCUUUUUAAAUCAUUAAGUUCUCAUUUUAUACUGAUUUGUUUUUCUUCUCAAAUAGAUGUUUUGUUACUGUGCCUCCAAGCCAUUAAACUGAAAUGUAAAUGAUGAAAAAAGCACUUUUAAUUUAACCUCAAUAAAACUAUCCUGCCGUGA